Molecule: messenger RNA, 498 nt
Organism: Caenorhabditis bovis
Lineage: Eukaryota; Metazoa; Nematoda; Chromadorea; Rhabditida; Rhabditidae
Source: the annotation of a GenBank genome assembly
AUGGAGACGCCGAUGAUAGGCACCAUUCUGCAAUUUGUCGUUUUACUCGGCCCAAUUGGCGAUGCUUUGGAAUGCUACGAUUCGUCGUAUCCGGUGCCGCAUCGGCGAUCCGAAUGCGCACCAGAUCAGAUGUGCUAUUCGGAAUACUACGCAAUUAAUCGAAGUGGUCUCAUUCGCCAAUACUACGAUCGAUUUUGUGUUCACAAAUCGCAUUGCCUUUAUCGCGGAAUCGACGAGAGUUGCCCGACGCUUAUCGAUCUCGAUGAGCAAAUGCAGAAUCUAUUUGCGAAACAUCACGCCAAAAGCAAUCCGGGAUCAGUGAAAUAUUCGGAAUUCUGCUGCUGUUCCACCGACUUAUGCAACGAUGUGAACCAUAAAAGAGUCUAUGACAAAUAUGGUCUUCAAAUCACAAUAAGCACCGAUCAAAUAUUCAGCGGAGCACUUCGAAACUCGGCGAAUCUUGUCGGCUUUCUAAUUUUUCUGCUAAUUUUCCGUUAG